AUGGCUCGCAUUCUCAUAACUGGUUCCGCCGAUGGUUUAGGCCUUGAAGCUGCGCGGCAACUUGUCAAGCGCAAUCAUACCGUCUAUCUUCAUGCGCGCAACGCUCAACGCGCAGCAGAGGCCAAAGCAAAUUGUCCUGGGGCAGCUGGUGCGUUUGCAGCGGAUUUGACACUCGUUUCGGAGACAAAAAGGCUCGCCGAGGAAGUCAACGCCGUCGGAACCUUCGAUGCAAUUAUUCAUAAUGCUGGCAUGAUGGCUGGACCAUUCCGGAAGACUCCCGACACCGGUAUACCAGCUCAGACCGCCGUGAAUGUGCUCGCGCCUUAUAUCCUCACUUGUCUCUUAACACCUCCCAAGAGACUCAUUUAUAUCGCGUCUCAACUACACGCCGAGGCCGAUACGAGAGUCAAGGAUAUUUUCUGGCUCGAGCGAGGCGACUCUCAAUUCCAGGACUUUCCCGCAUACUGCGACUCGAAGCUCCAUGUCAUGUUGCUCGCAAACGCAGUUGCCAGGCGCUUCAAGCACACUUCCGUCAUGUCUGUUCAUCCAGGAUGGGUUGCGACGAAACUUGGAGGCGAGGAUGGUCCUGACAAGCUGGAGGAUGGAGUUGAUACAUAUGUGAUGUUGGCUGAAGGAGAUUACGAUCAAAGCUUGACGGGAAAAUACUUUGAGCCUAAGAGGAAGCUAGCCGAGCCCAUUCCUCAGUGUAGUGAGGUUGAGUUGCAAGAACGGGUUAUUGAUGCUUGUGAGAGAUUGGUGGGAUUGAAACUUCCUGAGAUCUAA
This is a messenger RNA of Fusarium odoratissimum NRRL 54006, 783 nucleotides long. RefSeq lists its product as uncharacterized. The transcript has a single exon. Lineage: Eukaryota; Fungi; Ascomycota; Sordariomycetes; Hypocreales; Nectriaceae. The record is from RefSeq and is a predicted model, not a curated record. Bases 1 to 783 code for a protein of 260 amino acids.